AUGUCUGCCGACGCUGCCACCACCCCCGUCGCCGACAACGCUGUCAACGGCACUCCCGAGACCAGCACCACUCCUGCUGCGGCCCCCGAGGUCACCGCGGUUGAGAACUCCUCGGCCGCCCCCAGCACCUCUCAACCUCACUCGGCUUCCCUCUAUGUCGGUGAACUCGACCCCUCCGUGACCGAGGCCAUGCUCUACGAGCUUUUCUCCUCCAUUGGCCAGGUCGCUUCCAUCCGUGUCUGCCGUGACGCCGUCACCAGACGCUCUCUGGGAUAUGCCUACGUCAACUACAACAACACUGCCGACGGUGAGCGUGCUCUGGAGGACCUGAACUACACCCUCAUCAAGGGUAAGCCCUGCCGUAUCAUGUGGUCCCAGCGUGACCCCGCUCUGCGCAAGACUGGCCAGGGCAACGUCUUCAUCAAGAACCUGGACAACGCCAUCGACAACAAGGCCCUGCACGAUACUUUUGCUGCCUUUGGCAACAUUCUCAGCUGCAAGGUCGCUCAGGAUGAGUUCGGUAACUCCAAGGGCUACGGUUUCGUGCAUUACGAGACCGCCGAGGCUGCCAACAACGCCAUCAAGCACGUUAACGGCAUGCUUCUGAACGACAAGAAGGUCUUCGUCGGCCACCACAUCUCCAAGAAGGACCGCCAGAGCAAGUUCGAGGAGAUGAAGGCCAACUUCACCAACGUCUACAUCAAGAACGUUGACCCCGAGGUCACCGACGACGAGUUCCGCAAGCUCUUCGAGACUUUCGGUGAGAUCACCUCGGCCACCCUUAGCCGGGAUCAGGAGGGCAAGAGCCGUGGCUUCGGUUUCGUCAACUUCUCGACCCACGAAAGCGCGCAGGCCGCCGUCGAAGAGAUGAACGAUAAGGAUGUCCGCAGCCAGAAGCUCUACGUGGGCCGUGCCCAGAAGAAGCACGAGCGUGAGGAGGAGCUGCGUAAGCAGUACGAGGCCGCCCGUCUGGAGAAGGCUUCCAAGUACCAGGGUGUCAACCUGUACGUGAAGAACCUCACGGACGACGUUGACGACGAGAAGCUGCGCGAGCUUUUCGCUCCCUACGGCACCAUCACCUCCGCUAAGAUCAUGCGUGACACCAACCCCGAGCGCUCCUCUUCCCCCGAGUCCGAGAAGGAGAAGGAGAAGGACUCCAACAAGGAGAACGAGAAGACCGAGCCCGCCGAGGCUGAGAAGUCCGAGGAGAAGCCUAAGGAGUCCUCCGAGGAAAGCGACAAGGAGAAGAAGGCCGAGAAGGGCGACAAGAAGCUGCUUGGAAAGAGCAAGGGCUUCGGUUUCGUUUGCUUCAGCAGCCCCGACGAGGCCUCCAAGGCUGUUACCGAGAUGAACCAGCGCAUGGUCAACGGCAAGCCCCUCUACGUUGCUCUGGCCCAGCGCAAGGAUGUCCGCCGCAGCCAGCUCGAGGCCAGCAUCCAGGCUCGCAACACCAUCAGACAGCAGCAGGCUGCUGCUGCCGCCGGCAUGCCCCAGCCCUACAUGCAGCCCGCCGUUUUCUACGGUCCUGGACAGCAGGGCUUCAUCCCUGCCGGUGGUCAGCGCGGUGGUAUGGCUUUCCCUCCCCAGCCCGGUAUGGUGAUGGCCGGCAUCCCCGGUGGACGCCCCGGUCAGUACCCCGGUCCUUUCCCUGGCCAGCAGGGCGGACGCGGCAUGGGUCCCAACCAGCAGAUUCCCCCCAACUUCGCUCAGGGCAUUCCCAUGGGUAUGCAGGGCCCCGGUGGCCUGCCUAACGGCAUGGGUUACCCCCAGGCUAUGGCUCAGGUUCAGUUCGGACGUGGCGGUGGUGGUCGCGGCCAGGUCCCUGGAAUGCCCAACAUGGGCCAGGGCAUGCGCGGCCCCGGUUACGGCCAGGGUCGUGGCGGUGUGCCCAUCCAGCAGGGUCAGAUGGGUGGCCGCCCCGGCCAGGGUGGUCGCGGACAGAACGCUUCUCAGCCCGCCGCUGGUCGUGGCGAGGAAGCCGCCGCCGGUGGUGUCAACAGCCAGACCCUCUCCGCUGCUCCCCCUGCCCAACAGAAGCAGAUGCUUGGUGAGGCUCUCUACCCCAAGAUCCAGGCUCAGCAACCCGAGCUGGCUGGUAAGAUUACUGGUAUGCUUUUGGAGAUGGAUAACACUGAGCUUCUUAGCCUGCUUGAGGAUGAGGAGGCUCUGCGCGCCAAGGUCGACGAGGCCUUGAGCGUCUAUGACGAGUACAUGAAGAACAAGGGUGAGGGCGAGCAGACCGGCGAGGCCGCCAAGCCCAAGGAGGCCGCCAAGGAGACCUCGACCGAAGAAAACAAGUCGUAA
Molecule: messenger RNA, 2304 nt
Organism: Aspergillus melleus
Lineage: Eukaryota; Fungi; Ascomycota; Eurotiomycetes; Eurotiales; Aspergillaceae
Gene: pab1
Product: polyadenylate-binding protein
Exons: 3
Coding region: 1-2304 (767 amino acids)
Cellular component (GO): ribonucleoprotein complex
Molecular function (GO): RNA binding
Source: RefSeq, a predicted model, not a curated record